Molecule: messenger RNA, 2184 nt
Organism: Diaporthe citri
Lineage: Eukaryota; Fungi; Ascomycota; Sordariomycetes; Diaporthales; Diaporthaceae
Exons: 2
Coding region: 1-2184 (727 amino acids)
Biological process (GO): amine metabolic process
Molecular function (GO): quinone binding; copper ion binding; primary methylamine oxidase activity
Source: RefSeq, a predicted model, not a curated record
AUGACGGCCAACGACAGCACCGUUUCCGCAGCCCCGGAACCGGCAGGCCUCAACCAGACCAAGGCCUCCACCACUUCCAACGGGACCACGAAGAAGUCGGCACCUUCGCACCCUCUGGGCCCUCUGACCGCGAGUGAGAUAUCCCAGUCUUCAGACUUGAUUAGGGCACAAUGGCCCGAGGGGACCAAGUUUCAGUUCAAGGUCGUCACACUCCUUGAGCCGCCAAAGACCGAACUGGCUCCGUACCUGCAGGCGGAGAGGGCUGGCCAACCAGUCAAGCCCAUUGAUCGGAAGAGCCAGGUAGUGUACUACCUGAGGAACACUGACAAACUCCACGAAGCUGUCGUCAACCUUAGCGCUGCCAAGGUCGAGAGCAAUGUCCGGCUCGGCCCUUUCAUCCACGCCCCCGGUGAUGGGGAGGAGAUCAUCGCCAUCGAGAAAGCUAUGCUAGCAGAUCCCGGCGUACAAGCCGAACUCGAGAAGCUGAAGCUACCGGAGGGCAGUGUUGUUGUAUCUGACCCCUGGAUUUAUGGGUCUGACGGCGUCCACGAGGGCCUCUUCUCCGAUCACAAGCGGGUCAAGCAGUGUUUCUUGUACAUGCGUGAUCCACAAAACUCCAAGGAAGAGGAUGGCUGCCAUUAUGCAUUCCCGCUUCCAGUCUCGCCUGUUGUCGACACGGUCGAUUACAAGGUCAUCCGGAUCGACAUCUUGCCCACGGGCAAGGAUACCACCGUGAAGUCGCUCGAGGCAUGGAAGGGCCCCGUGCCUCCGAAUGAGUACAUCCCCGAGGCACAACCUAACGGGCUCCGAAAGGACUUGAAGCCGCUGCGGGUAGUUCAGCCUGAAGGAGCAAGUUUCACGGUCGAGGAGUUCAGUGCGGACGGCCUGGGCAAGGUGAUCAAGUGGCAGAAGUGGGAGUUCAAGGUCGGCUUCAACCAGCGUGAGGGAAUGGUCCUGUAUGAUGUGCACUACGAUGGCAACCCCCUGUUCUACCGCCUCUCGCUGUCCGACAUGGCCAUCCCCUACGCGGACCCCCGCCAUCCAUUCCAUAAGAAGCAGGCCUUCGACCUGGGAGACGUCGGCGCCGGCAUCAUGGCCAACAACCUCAGCCUGGGAUGCGACUGCUUGGGCUCCAUCUACUACAUCUCGGGCGUGCUGGCCGACACCGAGGGCAAGCCCCAGGACUACCCUAAUGUGGUCUGCAUCCACGAGCAAGACGCCGGCCUCCUGUGGAAGCACACCAACUACCGCACCAACCGCGCCGUCGCAGUGCGCAACCGCGAGCUGGUCCUGCAGACCAUCCUGACGGUUAGCAACUACGAGUAUAUCUUGGCCUGGAACUUCAGCCUCGCAGGCGACGUGACCUAUGAGGUUCGCGCGACUGGCAUUCUGUCCACCCAGCCCGUCGACCUCGACCUCACCAAGGAGCCACACCCCUACGGCACAGUCGUGCACCCAGGUGUGCUCGCCGCUUUCCAUCAGCACUUCUUCUCCCUCCGCAUAGAUCCCAUGAUCGCAGGGCCAGACAACCAACAAGUAGUCUACGAAGAAGCCCACGCGAUCCCCCGCGACCCAAAGGAGAACCCCCACGGGGUAGGCUACACAGUCAAGCGCACGCCCAUCACGGCGUCGGGCGGCUACGACCUCGACACCUCGCGCAACCGCACCUUCAAGCUCGUCAACACGGGCGUCAAGAACAGCGUCAACGGCGCCAGCGUCGCCUACAAGCUGCACGUCCCGCCCAUGCAGCCCAUGCUCGCCGACCCGGAGAGCUACCACCACCGCCGCGCCGAGUUCGCCGACCACAGCAUCUACGUCACGCGGUACGCCGAGAACGAGCUCUUCGCGGGCGGGUACUACACGAACCAGUCGCGCGGCGGGGCGGGCGUGCGGGCCUGGGCUGGCCGCGGGGAUGAGCUUGCGCCUUCCCCUGCUGGGUCGCCUGGCCCUGUGGUCUGGGUGCAGUUUGGUAUCAAUCAUAUCCCACGUGUUGAGGACUUCCCUGUCAUGCCUAUGGAGAUGAUCAAGGUGACCAUGCGCCCUGUGAACUUCUUUGACCGCAACCCGGCGCUGGAUGUGCCGCCUAGCCGGCAGGAGGUCAACUGCAGCGUGGGGCUGAACGGGGUUGUGGAUGGAGUUGCUGAGUUAAAGGUUGGGGAGGAGGGCAAGGUUUGUUGUCAAUAG